Molecule: messenger RNA, 2177 nt
Organism: Drosophila biarmipes
Lineage: Eukaryota; Metazoa; Arthropoda; Insecta; Diptera; Drosophilidae
Exons: 7
Coding region: 627-1433 (268 amino acids)
Source: RefSeq, a predicted model, not a curated record
GCCCAUCACCAAGUGUUAGGAGUCAUGCGCGAAAAGUUGACACAACUUCUACAAAAGAAAGCAAUCAAUAAAUAAAAAAUAUUAAACGAGGAUUAAUUAUAAAGCACAUAAAACUAUGUUAACGGGCCCAGAAUGCGUUCUUCUAAGCGUAAAAUAUUAAGCCAGUCAUACUACAGUUUAAAAACAAAAGAAUAUCGACCACCAAAGGUUAUUCUUCAGUUUUCACAACUGUUUCACAGAAAUAAGCUCAUCGGAUGUACUUAUUGAUUUAUGCAUAAACAAAAUUAACGGAUUUAACACUUCGCUAUAAAAAAAAUUAAAAACAAUUAAGAAAAAGUUAAUAUGCGAAUUGCACAUGUGUGUAUGAACCAUUCGUAUUAACCUGUUGAAGAUAUUUUAAUCGAAAUAAAAAUUUAAAAGUUGUUAUUAAAACAUGUACAUUUUGUCGUGUAAUCCAAAAGUGAAAAUAUCAUAAAUUGUAUGUUAAAGUUGAAAGUCAAUGAACAAAAACUACAUCUUUUUUUGUUGACGUUUUCUCAGGACGCUCCGAUGGCCCUACUUGAGUGAUUGCAUCUACAAAAAAUUAGUUUUCAAAAUAGAAUUAAACACGAAUAAAUUGGAUAAAAAUGCAUUCAGUGGGUAUACAUUCCGCAAUGGCGAUUAAACGGCAAAGAAAACGGCGAGAUGAACAAAAAAGAGCACGAGAAAGGCGUUAUAGCACACAAAGUUCCGAGAGUGGCGAAACAUUUCAUUCACCAUCGGGAUCUGUCAGACGCAAAUAUCACCAUCCCCAUCAAGCAACCAAACCCGGUACCAGAAUGCUUGACAGCCAGGUAGUUACUAGUAUUGGAAUGUUGCAUAUUGGUAUUGUAUUCGUUGUAUUUGGAGUUUUUCUUUGCGGAGCUGGUAUUGUCCCAGAUGAAAGUAUGUCUUGGAAUGUAUUUAGUUCUAGCGCAGCCUGGUGGAAUGAAGUAACCUGCACCGGAUUGUUUUCUUUCGGACUGGGACUAUUUUUACUUAUUUUAAAUUGUCUCAUAAGCCGAAAAGAAGAGGAGGACCUUGAAGACUACGUUCAGCGUCAGCUGACUCGAUCUCGUUCUGGACACCGACUUGAGCGAGAUGUAGAAACAGGAGUACUGACCACCCGCCAUGCUCGAAAAGCGGUUGCCUUACAAAAAAACGGACGUCACAACAUUCCAACAGAUGUAGCUGUCGUAAAUUGUGGCUCUACAGAAACAUUGUGCAAUGGAAUAGUAGUUGGACGAAAUGGACUUAAAAGCUCUGACGUUAUUCUCGAAAAAAUUGUGGAGGAGGACACUAAUUAUUUAAAUGACCGAAGUGCUGGGAUGUCACCGAUUGAAAUAGAAAAUGAUACUAAACAGCUCUUAAGAAAAGAAUCCAGAAACGAAGUUAUAAAUAUAACACGAAUAUGAAAAUUUGUGUUAACAAAUUUGUAAUAUUAUUACUAAUAUUAUUAUUAUUAAUAUUUUUAAAUCUAUAGAAGUAAAAUGAAAAAUAGUCGCUUUAAUUUUAAUAAAAAAUAUUUUCAUAUGUCAUACGGACUGCCCCAGACAUCGCAGAGAACCCUUUCAGCGUUAGUUUCGUAUGUGCAGCAAUAUGAAUUGUGUAAGAUUUAGAGUUGGCGAUAUUUCUAAGGCACUUCUGACUAUCUUAAUAAAUCUAUCUAUCUCAAAAACAGCGUAAUAAAAAAGAGAAUAGGUUAAUAUUUAAUCGAAACAUUUAAGUACAUUUACAUCAGCUUUCAGGCUCACAUGUUAAACCUAAAUAAAAUUUUUAGUUUGCAAUUUACAUUUAUUUUCCAAUUUUGAAACAUGCGGACGAGAAAACGGGCCUAUAGAUGCCUGAUAUAAUAACUAAUUCAAAUGCUGAUCAUAAUUUUUAUUUAUUUAAGCAAUAAGUAACUAUCUGUGUUGAUAAGUGGGGACAAACGAGCUAAUCGUCAAUUUCUCAAAUCAGAAGUAGAAACAUUUAUUGUAUUUAUUUAAGGUAUCCCAUUUUUGACUGAUAAAGAAUCCUUUUGGGCUUACAUUAUAUAUUUUAUUAUACUAUUGUAUAAAGUUUUUCCUUAGAAUCAUACAAAAAAAUAAUUCUAACUUACAAUUAAUAAAAUUUGCUUAUAAACAAUAAAACAUCCAACUUCAGAAAUACAAAAUAAA